AUGAAGAUCAUCUGGACUUUCACUCUGCUGAUGAUUCCUGGUGUUGUGAGCUCCAUCAGUGUGGGAGGAUAUUCAGGAGGAGGAGUCAUAAUCACAUGCAGAUAUGAUAGAGAAUAUACAGUGAAUGCAAAGUAUUUUUGUAGAGGACAGUGGUCAGAGUGCACAGACCGAAUCAGGACCAAUAUUAAAAACAAAUGGGUUGAUUCUGGAAGAUUCUCUCUGUUUGACGACACAACAGCAGCCGUUUUCACUGUGACCAUCAGAGAUAUGAGUGAACAGGAUUCUGACACGUACCAUUGUGGAACUGAUAUUUAUGCAAAAAUAGAUUCCUACUACACUGAAGUGAAUGUGAACAUUAUAAGAACUGAUUGUUGUGAGAAGAGCAUCAGUCUCUCUGCUGCUGCAGGAGGAUCUGUGAACAUCAGCUGCAAAUACCCACAAUCCCACAGUGCUGAUGUGAAGUUUGUCUGCAGGAGAUCUGAAUCUGAUCUCUGUGCUGAAGAGACGUCUGUGAAGAAGAGCAGAAGAUGGAGCGCUGAGGGACAGAUGCAGCUGUAUGAUGACAGAGAGCAGCAGCUCCUGACGGGAACCAUCAGUCAUGUGACUCAACAGCAUUCAGCUGAAUACUGGUGUGGAGUUCAGUCUGAUCAAGGACACAAGAGCUUAAUCACACCAGUCCUCAUCAGCGUUACAGGUGCGGAUGAUUUUCUCACUCAUAUUAAUCACUCCAUAUUUCUGAUGGACGACUUUAAUGCUCAUGUUGGGGACGACGGAUAA
Sinocyclocheilus grahami is the source of this 777-nucleotide messenger RNA. RefSeq names its product CMRF35-like molecule 8. Lineage: Eukaryota; Metazoa; Chordata; Actinopteri; Cypriniformes; Cyprinidae. Gene Ontology annotation, molecular function: transmembrane signaling receptor activity. The transcript has 4 exons. Gene Ontology annotation, cellular component: plasma membrane. The record is from RefSeq and is a predicted model, not a curated record. Bases 1 to 777 code for a protein of 258 amino acids.